This is a messenger RNA of Symsagittifera roscoffensis, 591 nucleotides long. RefSeq lists its product as uncharacterized. Gene Ontology annotation, cellular component: cytoplasm; actin cytoskeleton. Lineage: Eukaryota; Metazoa; Xenacoelomorpha; Acoela; Convolutidae. Gene Ontology annotation, molecular function: actin filament binding. The record is from RefSeq and is a predicted model, not a curated record. Gene Ontology annotation, biological process: actin filament depolymerization. The transcript is spliced from 2 exons. The coding region runs from base 12 to 407 and encodes 131 amino acids.
UGGACCUGAAGAUGCACAAGACGAAUAACUUCAUGAUGAUAAAGUUCUCUUCCAAACUUUACAAAGAAAUCGUCACCUCUCACUUGGAGCCCCAAUGCGAAGGAGUGAGUAACAAGACACAAUGGGAGAAGAUGAAGAAACUAGUUAACGACAGCGAAGCCACUUUCAUAGUGUUCAAGAUGUCUUACAAAACAAAAGAUGGUGCACACCGGGGCAAAGUGCUGUUCAUCUCAUGGAUCCCCGACAGCUGUUCUCUCAAGGAGAAGAUGGUGUAUGCGGCCAGUAAGAAUACACUGAAGAACAAACUAGAGGGGGUGGCGGAAGAGGCUUUGAAUGGGACUGACAUGGGGGAUCUCGACUACGCAGAGGUGGCCACUUCAGUGUCCAAGGGAACGGCAGAUGUAUAACACUAACAAACCAACUGUUCCAUAAACGACACUGAUUUUGUUAACUAACCCCCCUGGGGUGGGGUUAAUGUUGCAAAACUCAUCAACGAAAAAGAUACUUAAAUUUUUAUAAUUAUCAGUUUGAGCUUAGAAAAGUCUUUCAGUUUACGCCAAAAACUGUCACCGUCAAAAUCCGUCAAACUAA